GAUUCAAGGGAGGGAUUAGAAGGAUGAGCAGGCCGGAGCACUUUGUGCUGGUGCAUGGGGUUGGCCACGGAGCAUGGUGCUGGUUUAAGGUCCGGUGCCACCUCGAGAGUGCUGGCCACAAGGUCUCCUGCCUCGACUUGCUCGGCCACUCUGACCCCAACUCCAUCCUCUGCAUCCAACACUACGACGCCCCGCUCCUUGACUUCAUGUCGCACUUGAACGAAGAUGAGAAGGUGGUUUUGGUGGGUCACAGUGCAGGAGGGCUAAGCUUAACCCAUGCAAUGCAUGCCUUCAAAAGUAAAAUCAAGCUAGCAAUCUUUGUCGCUGCCACUAUGCUUCCAUGGGGAUAUCACACUGAAGAAGACAUCAAAGAUGGAGUUCCAAACUUGUCGAGGUUUGGAGAUGUUUACGAGCUCACUUUCAACUCGGGGCCUGACAAUCCUCCCACGAGCGUGGCAUUACGAAAGGAAUUCCAGAGGAGCAUACUGUAUCAGUUGAGCCCCGUCGAGGACUCCACUUUGGCUUGCAUGCUGCUGCGGCCAUGGCCGGCUUGCAUCGCGCGCGCACAGUACGACAGAGAGGGAGAUGUGGAAGACAUCAGGCGAGUGUAUAUAAAGACGAGCUAUGACAACAUGGUGAGCCCGGAGCAGCAAGACGGCAUGAUACGGCGAUGGCCGCCGGACGACGUGUUAGUGAUAGACAGCGACCACAGUCCGUUCUUCUCUGCUGCUGCUCAACUGUCGCAGUUAAUCAUCAAGGCGUCCCUCGCUACCGAAAAUUAAUUAGUGAACUACAGAUUGUGCAAUUGCAUUAAUAAUCCAAACAUAAUUAACAAUAAGAUUAAUGCAUGAUCAUACCAAGUUCCUCCGAACA
This is a messenger RNA of Zingiber officinale, 873 nucleotides long. Its product is annotated as methylesterase 17-like. The record is from RefSeq and is a predicted model, not a curated record. Gene Ontology annotation, molecular function: methyl jasmonate esterase activity; methyl indole-3-acetate esterase activity; methyl salicylate esterase activity. Lineage: Eukaryota; Viridiplantae; Streptophyta; Magnoliopsida; Zingiberales; Zingiberaceae. The coding region runs from base 24 to 782 and encodes 252 amino acids. The transcript has 4 exons. Gene Ontology annotation, biological process: salicylic acid metabolic process; jasmonic acid metabolic process.